AUGGCCCAAGUCUAUCGGGAGCGCGACAUUCGCGUCACUCGAGACCGUAGCCGCUCCUCUUCUGGCGACGAGAGCCGGUACAAGACUGUCUCUCAUUACAAAGUUGGAGGCCCCCGCGGGACCACCACUCGUUUGGAGCGUGUCGAACGAUACGAUGACGACGACGACCGCCGUUCUAGGUACUCUCACUCUCAUGCCGGUCGCGCCGGCCCCGAAGUGUUCGAGUACGAUCGUCGCACCAAAGAGACCAUAUACCCUGAUCGCCCACGCUCUGCCAUUGACGCCCGAGGGUCUGAUUCUUAUCGAACCGUAGAAUAUGAGCGCGAGGUCGAAAGAGACCGUGACUACUAUAUCCCCGAGCGCCAAUCUCGCACUCGCGUUGUCCAGGAGACACUCUCGCCUACUCGAGACCACUACUGGGAGCGCCGACCCUGGGAUGAUCAUCAUGACACUGAUGUACGUCUUGAGAAACGUAUCGUUCGCCGAGACUCGGAUGGCGAUUUGAAGGUGAAGGAGAAGACUUUAGACAUCCAUAAAGAUCAUCAUCACCCUCAUCACCAUGAUGAUCACCAUGAUUUCAAGGAGCGGGACGUCAAGAUUGAACGCCGAUAUGUCGAAGAAAGAGAACCUCGGGAGCCUGAGGUUGAGCGUUAUCGUAGAGAGGUUGAAUACUAUACAGCCCCAGACCCUCCCCCGGCGCCUUUGGUGCUUCGCCAAAAGAUGCCCGAACAAAAGGUCAUUGUGAAUGAGGCGCCCCCCCCUGCACCCGUCAUUGUUCCCCGCGCCGAUCCAACAUUCAUUGUCCUACGCGACGAACAUCGCGAGCCAAGACGGGAUGAUGACUAUUAUCGGCGAGAAGAUGAUAGACGCUAUGAAAGAGACGCGUAUGACGAGGAUUAUUACAUUAAGAGGACUGUUAUCCGUCGUGAUCGAAGCUCUAGCUCUGAUCAUCAUAAAAAGCGCCAUAUUGCCGAAGGCGCGCUUGCUGGAGCUGGCCUUGGCGCCCUUGUUGGCAGUCGUCGGGGCAAAGAUGGUGAGCCUCAGGAUCACAAAGGACGCAAGGUCCUCGCGGGCGCUGCUCUAGGUGCACUCGGAACCGAAGUCAUUCGUCGUGCCAGAAGCGCCUACGAUGACAGGCGUGACGAAUACGAGUAUGACGAUUAUGGCCGACACCGUCAUCGAAGCCGGAGUCGGAGUCGAAGUAGAAGCAAGUCACGUAGUCGUCUUGCUACCGGCCUAGCGAUCGGUGCCGCCGCCCUCGCUGUUGCUGGGGGUCUGAAAUACAUGCAGAACAGUAAGGCUGAGAAGGAAGAAGCACACCGUGGCCGUGCACGACGUCGCUAUUCCAAUGACAGUUAUUCCGUGUCGCGAAGCCGUUCACGCCGCGGUCGCACUCGUAGCAAGUCCAACGUAGCUAAAGCGGGUGCAGCAACUGCUGCUCUUGCCGGCUUGGUCCACCAUUAUAGGUCUAAGUCUCGUAGCAAAUCACGUGCUGAAAUUGCUGCCGCUGGUUUGACUGGCGCUGCCGCGACCAAGCUUUAUGAGCGUCAUAAGAACAAGAAAGACCGUGAGAAUCACGAAGCAUCUGACGAUGAGUACUAUAAUAAAGAUCGCAGCAUUUCAAGGAGCCGAUCUAGAUCCAGGUCUCUUGGACGCCACCACCACCCCCGAGACACCACGGCUGAUAGAGAAUUAGGCCUGGUUCACGUUCCUGACGUGGAGUAUGGAAGUGAGCCCCUCUCACCCUACGAGUCAGCGUCCGAAGAACCUAGGAGACGUCGACGUAAGCACCGACAGAGGCAUCGAUCAGCAUCGGGCUCUGAUGGAGAAGUUCGAAAGAAACGAAGCAAGAGCACAUUGCGCGAUGUAGCAGCAGCAGGGUUGGGGACUGCCGCCGCCGCGAUAGGAAUCAAGAAGUAUUCGGAUCACCAAAAGAACAAAGACAGAGGCGAGAAAUCGAGCCCAGACAGCAUAGGGCAUUCUAGGUCACGAGAUAGGAGCGAUAGGGCUCGUGACCGGCGAUCACGGGAUCGUUACGAGGAGGAAGCAGCCGCGGGUGCAUUUUACCCCGGUUACGAUGUCGAAGCGCCACCCCCAUCUCCUCCUCAUGCCUCUGGAGGUUUCCCACCUACGAAUCAAGCGCCGCCACCGCCACCAGCCGGUCCCGGUGGCUUCACCAGUCACUCGAAUCAGUCGACCGCGAAUCUGAAUAACCCAUACCCUCCUUAUAACCCUCAAGACUACGCCAAUCUACCCCCUCCGCCUCCAGGGCCACCUCCGACAACACAAUAUUUCCCACCACCAGGAGGUCCGGGUCACCACCCCGGUCCAGAAAACGUGAGUGAAGUUCAUCCUGAUGGUUCUGGGAGCACGACUACUAAGCAGGAUGGUAUAAAGGCUAAGUCCAGGCGGUCUUCGUCAUCUUCGUCAUCGUCGUCAUCGGCGAGCUCCGUCGCCGGCCACAAACGAACAGCUCCGAAGGUCCAUUUCCGGCCUCUCUCGCCCGAAUCAUCACGAGUACUGCAGAAACACCAUAAAACGAUUAGAGAGACAACGUCGGAUGUAGCUGACGAUGCGGAUCGCUCACGACAUCAAGAUUCCAAGGAUGACCCGCCUCCGAGUAAACGUUCAUCCUCAGACCCCUCCUCAAGUCGCCUAGCUUUGGAUCACCGGGACCGCAGAGCGCGGAAUGUCUCAUCAGACUCGUCAGAUGAUGAUGACGUAGUAGACUUGCCUGAGCGCUUCGAUUCUUCCGGCAGACCUCUGGAUCCACGCAACCGAUCUCUACGCCAAUCGCGCCGUCCAAGUUAUGGUUCAUUUGAAUAUCGACCACAACAUCCCGGGGACUUACACAUGCGAGGCAAUUGGGCCACGUUGCCGUCAAACGAGCAUCUAGACGCGGCGCAACUUGCGCAGACAAUCGGCGGCUUGCUUCAGGGGCAGGGAGGUUUUCUUGGGACCUUGGGCCAUUUGAUAGAACAUGAGUUGAAGCGGUAG
Messenger RNA from Xylaria bambusicola, 2997 nucleotides. RefSeq lists its product as uncharacterized. The transcript has 6 exons. The record is from RefSeq and is a predicted model, not a curated record. Lineage: Eukaryota; Fungi; Ascomycota; Sordariomycetes; Xylariales; Xylariaceae. Bases 1 to 2997 code for a protein of 998 amino acids.